This is a messenger RNA of Apiotrichum porosum, 1947 nucleotides long. RefSeq lists its product as uncharacterized. Bases 1 to 1947 code for a protein of 648 amino acids. Gene Ontology annotation, biological process: transmembrane transport. Gene Ontology annotation, cellular component: membrane. The record is from RefSeq and is a predicted model, not a curated record. The transcript is spliced from 2 exons. Lineage: Eukaryota; Fungi; Basidiomycota; Tremellomycetes; Trichosporonales; Trichosporonaceae. Gene Ontology annotation, molecular function: transmembrane transporter activity.
AUGCCUGCACGUCACGAGAAGGAGGGUUCCUCCACUUCUGGCAACGGUGUCGACCUUGGUCGCACCGAGACCCACCAGUCUGCCUUGAGCGAGAAGUUCACCGAGCUUUCGCGCAUGGUCAGUGUCGAGGCCGCUGCCGGUCCCAUUGCGCUGUAUGCUCCCCGUUCGCGUUCCGGUUCCCAGUCGUCGCGCAUGACCUCUGGCCGCGUCGGUGUCUCGUUCCCCGCCACUGUUGACGAGCACGAGCGCGCACGUGGCGAGCGCACCAAGCCAGGCAGGGUCGGCCUCGCUCGUUCCUCUACGCGCCCCGACCUCCCGCGUAUCGACUCUGAGAAGACCCUCGCCCCAAGCGACUGCGAAGAUGAUGACGGCGAGGUCAAGGAACACCCACUCCGCAAGCUCGCCAAGUACAAGAGCAGGGACAGCAAGGACGUUUCGGCGCCGCCUUCGCCCACUUCCGAGACCCACGAGCACACUGAGAGUGUCGAGGAGGAUGUCCAGGUGGUCAUGUCGCGUGCGCGCAAGAUCCUCCUCGGUUUCGUCAUCAUGCUCUCGGUCUUUAUCUCGUCCAUGAACUCGAACGCCGUCAUCCUCACCAUCAUGUCCGUGUCUGCCGACUUGGGUGUCACCGAGGUUGAGGCACAGUGGAUUUCAUCCGCCUACUCACUCGCUUUCGGAUGCGGUCUCUUGUUCUCGGGUCGCUUUGCCGACAUUUACGGUCGCAAGCACCUCUUCCUCGGCGGCCUGGCGGUGUCGAUCGUCUUUUCGAUCCUCUCAGGCGUCAUCCGCUCGUUCCCAGCCCUCUGCGUCAUGCGCGCCCUCUGUGGUAUCGGUCUUUCCGUUGCCAUCCCCGCCGCCUUUGGAGUGGUGGGCACUUCAUUCCGCCAUGAGCCUGAGCGCACCAUCGCCUUCUCUUGCUUCGGUCUCGGCAACCCCCUCGGCGCUUCCGUCGGCAUGCUCGUCGGUGGCGGUGUGGCAAGCAUCAACGCCCACGGAUGGCAGUACCUCUACUUUGUUCUCGGCGGCCUCACCCUGAUUCCCUUCGUUCUCGGCUUCUGGGUUGUCCCUGCCGAUGCCAAGAAGGGCAAGGUCGACACCCGUAUUGACUGGCUCGGUGGCUUUAUCAUCACCGCUGCGCUUUGUCUGUUCACUUUCAGCAUCACCGAGAGUGGCAUUGCCUCGCAAGGGUGGAAGACGUCGUACGUCAUUGCGCUCCUCGUCAUCAGUGUCUUCCUCUUUGGCGCUUUCGGCGCAUGGGAGCGCUACGUUGAGCGCCACCUCAGCUUCCCGCCACUCGUCAAGCUUUCGCUCUUCAGCCGCGACGGCUGGAAGAUUACCAUUAUCAUGGGCUGUGCCUUCCUCCCCUUCGUGGCCAUUGCCGGAUGGGUGUACCUCGUUUCCCUGUUCUACCAGGAGCUCAAGGGAAUGACUCCCCUCGGCAACGCCAUCCACACCCUCCCAGCUUCGCUGUGCGGUAUCCUCGCCGCUCUGGCUGUCAUGUGGAUCGUGCCCCGCGUUCGCGCUCCCUACGUCCUCAUGGCUGGUGGCUUCCUGUCAGGUCUUGCCUGCCUGCUCUUCGUUGUCAUCCCUCCCGACACCACCUACUGGGCCAGUGGCUUCCUUUCGAUGCUUCUCCUUCCCUUCGGCGCCGACCUCACGGUUGGCAUCGGAUCGAUCCUCAUGUCCAACCUGUGCGAGGACGACGAGCAGUCUGUGGGCGGCGCGCUCUUCCAGACUGCCACGCAAAUUGCCUCGGCCCUCGGUAUCUGUAUCUCCUCGCUCGUCCAGGUCAACGUGUACAACAAGACCGGCGACUACCACACAGGACUCCAGCAUGCCUUUGGCAUGACCACCGCCUGGGCCUGGGCUGUCGUGGUCAUUGCGGCCAUCUUCCUCCGCAAGAUGGGCCUCGCCAAGGACGUCGGCAACGGCCGUGCUAUCCAUUAG